Molecule: messenger RNA, 1236 nt
Organism: Galdieria sulphuraria
Lineage: Eukaryota; Rhodophyta; Bangiophyceae; Galdieriales; Galdieriaceae
Exons: 5
Coding region: 119-1198 (359 amino acids)
Biological process (GO): protein secretion
Cellular component (GO): endoplasmic reticulum membrane
Molecular function (GO): GTPase activator activity; guanyl-nucleotide exchange factor activity; protein binding
Source: RefSeq, a predicted model, not a curated record
CUUUUGUGAGAAGUUCUUGGGAAAAGACCACUAUUUCUUUGUUGGUGGUGGUGGUGGUGCUGCUCAGACUGGUGUACCUAACUAUAUAAAAGUAGUAGAUUGGAGAGAUGACCGUUGUAUGAUUGUCGAUGAAAAGCAAUUAGUUGAUGUUCCAACUAGUGCUUGUGUCUUCAAGAAUUAUCUUUGUGUCGUCGUGGGUCCAGACAUUUGCUUCUUUUCAGUCACAAAAGAGAAUACUUUGUGUUGGCAAAACAAGUUUCAACCUGACAGCAAUUUGCAAGUUCGGCAGACAAUUGUUUCUUGUAGUGUCGUAUCCAAUCUAUUGGCGGUGGGCAAUGAUGAAGGCCGUAUUAGAAUAUAUUCUUUAGAUUCAACCUGGACGGAUUGUCGACCUCCUCAGACGGUGUUGGUGCAUCAGAAGAGUGUAGCUGAUAUCCAUUUCUCACAAGACGGUUCUCUUCUUGUCAGCGUUUCUUUGGACCGCAGCUGUUGUGUUUGGAAUAGUCGAACUGGUGCCAAGAUUAUCACUUUGGAUAGUCCACCGGUACGUCGUUAUGGUAUCAAAGCUCACUUUCGUUGUUGUCAGUUUUCAUGUGUUUCUGUUGUUGAACCCGGUUUAUUAUAUACUGUCGAUGUCUCAUUGGAUAGCGGUUCUUUUAUAAGUGGUUGGAGAAUGGAUACUUGGCAACCCUUAUUUUGUAGAAAGGUCUCACGUGAUCCUGUUACUUUUAUGUCGACAUGUUCUGUAUCAGGACUUGAAUACAUUGCAGUGGGUACCAAUGAAGGAGAUGUUAUGAUUUGGAUUCACAAUCCCUAUCAAGUUCAAGGUCUUUUGAGAGACGCAAGUGAACCCAAAAGAACAAGCUCAUUAGUUAUCAUUGAAAAAGACAAUAUCUCCACUCAAGGAUGGUUAUCUCUUAUCAAUACGACACAAGUUUCAAAUCUAUCACUUUAUCGCUUUUAUAGAAAACAUCCGUUGCAAUUUUUGCCAGUGACUGGUUUGAGUUGGUCAACCUCUCAUCAGAAAAACUCCAAGUCAUCUAUAGCAACGUUGCUGGUGACUUGUGCCGAUGGUUAUUUGAGGAUAUUUGAAAUAUUUCCGCAACGAAAUGACUCAAUGACAAAUGUAUACUGGCUAUUGUUACCAUUUUGUGUAUUCCUGUUGGCUCUCUUUUAUUCAUUAUUGUGGUCGCUAUGACAAUAUUCUUCUGGAAUAAUAAACAAUAGUUCAAACCG